Messenger RNA from Enterobius vermicularis (human pinworm), 1701 nucleotides. The record is from the annotation of a GenBank genome assembly. NCBI's taxonomy places the organism in Eukaryota, Metazoa, Nematoda, Chromadorea, Rhabditida, Oxyuridae.
AUGAUACUUACCUUUGAAAGUAAGGCAGAGUACGAAAAUUUUCGAGCAAUCAAAACUGACUUUAAAAAGAAGAUUUGGCUUGGUAACGUAAAGCACUCUUCUUUCCUUGAAUGGGAUUAUGAUACUCCACGUUUCAUCAACGAUGAAAGUCGAUCUUAUGAGUGCUAUAGUUUUAAUGCAACAACAAUUAAUCCCACUGACUGUAAAGAACAGCUUCCAUUUGUCUGCAAGAAGUCAACUGUUAAACAAGAUGAAAAGAUCUGGGUGGGACGAAGGAAGAUUAAACAAUUAGUGCAUCAAUCUCCAGAUCCACAAGAGUUGCGAAAGCCAAUUACCCCAUCUAAUUUAAAAUCAUGCCCUGCAGUAGUUGGUGAAGAAUUGUUGAGGCGAAAAUGUUCUAAAACAUACGACGUUUAUUUUGAGGAAUACAUGGGUAAAGACAAAUGUCCACCUUAUACGAUGAAAUAUGGUGAAUACUGUUACUUUGCAAUUUUCUCGCUAGCUAUCUUCUCUAAAAUGCCGAAGAGGAAACCUAAAAAUCUGGAAUCGCUUGUUAGGUUAUAUCAAGCCAAAGUGAAAAAAUUUUCCAGAGUGGAGAAAUUUUGGGUUUCGGAGUUACAGACAGAUGAGUGGGAAAGAGUGAAAAUUUUUUAUUAUGGAAGUUUAGUAAGAUAUGAAACUGCUGUGCAGAUAUGUGCUAAUGAAGGCGGAUUCUUGGCUUCAUUCGUGGACGAGAAAGAAGAACGUGUGUUAGAAAAGCUUGCUGUGACCAGAUACUUUUGGCUUGGACUAUCACAGAACGACAAUACUUGGGAGUGGCAUGAUGGACUGAAUGGAGAUUACAUAGAAAAACAGAUUGAAAAUAAUCGGUUUCACACAAUGAGAGGGAAUGAAGAAAAUACUCGCGUGUUUGCUGAUAGGGAAACAAUGGCGUGGUAUGAGACCGGUAGCGAUCAGGACGAAUUUUCUGUGCUGUGUAAGUUCCACGAGGUUGAUCAGAAUAAGUGUCCGACGUAUUUUUCUCUACAGGAUUACUUCUUGCAACCACCAGAAAGCGUUUCAGUAAACGACGGAGAGCGCCACUAUUGCCUCUAUGACUUCAAGCUUUCUAAGGAAAUGUUUGGCGAGACAGAGGUGAUCAACGAAACAGUCACGUUUGAAACCGCAGAAAAUUUUUGCAUUGACAAAAUGAAUAGCGAAUUUUUACGUCCAGAAUCCGCAGAUGAAUUUGUUUUUUUGCAUCAAAGCAGAAUUUGUUAUCCAUCUUGGGAAAAAGGUGACAGUACGUGUUAUCGCAUCUAUUCCACAUACAAAAAUAAGACGAGUGCAGAGAAGAUUUGUGAAUCGAUGGCAAAUGGUUAUUUGGCUUUCAAGGAACUGACUCGGGACCAGACCUCUGUGAAGGAAUACAUUAGAGAUGACUGCUAUUAUGUUGGAAUAUAUAAAGACCCUUACCAAAAACUUAAAUGGAUUUUUCCUGACGGAACUGAAGUACCACAAUCUGUAAUGUCGUCACAGCGAGCAAACUACGACUGCGCGUGCAUUAAAGCAACUGAUACGAUUAAAUAUUUCCAUUCAAAGUGUGAUGGUAUGAGACCCUUCAUUUGCGAAUACAAAAGUAGGUUUUACGCACAAAACUACCAUCUUACACUCAUUAUUUUACAUAACUCUUUCCAUAGGCUCGGUGAUCGGACACACUAA